Messenger RNA from Archocentrus centrarchus (flier cichlid), 5777 nucleotides. RefSeq names its product kinase suppressor of ras 2 (gene ksr2). Gene Ontology annotation, molecular function: protein kinase activity; ATP binding. The transcript has 21 exons. Gene Ontology annotation, biological process: Ras protein signal transduction; calcium-mediated signaling; protein phosphorylation. The record is from RefSeq and is a predicted model, not a curated record. NCBI's taxonomy places the organism in Eukaryota, Metazoa, Chordata, Actinopteri, Cichliformes, Cichlidae. Gene Ontology annotation, cellular component: cytoplasm. Bases 1 to 2883 code for a protein of 960 amino acids.
AUGAACGAGGAGAUGACAAAAAGCGAGGAGCAGCAUCUUAGUUUGCAGAAAGCCUUGCAGCAGUGCGAGUUGGUGCAAAAUAUGAUAGACAUAAGCAUUUCUAGUUUGGAGGGUUUACGGACCAAAUGUGCCACAUCCAACGACUUGACACAAAAAGAGAUACGAACGCUGGAGGGGAAGUUGGUGAAGUACUUCAGCCGCCAGCUGUCCUGUAAGUGCAAAGUGGCCUUAGAGGAGCGCAGUGCCGAGCUGGAGGACUUCCCUCGCCUUGGCCACUGGUUCCGCAUCGUCAACCUGAGGAAAGAGGUCACACAGGAAAUGAGUCCAGGUGAGGUGACCCUGGAGGGCUUGCUGGAGAUGAGCGAGGAGCAGGUGUGUGAGCUGCUGCAAAAGUUUGGUGCCAACGAAGAGGAGUGUGCCCGUCUCAACGCUUCCCUGUCCUGCCUCAGAAAGGCCCACCAGCUCGAACAACUUGAGGAGGAUAAAUUGCCCAAUAAUGGAGGGAGCCAGACGAAACAGGACUGGUCCAUCCAGUGGCCCACAUCAGAAUCUGGCAAAGAAAACACCCCGGUGUGCCAGCCAGAGGCCAGUCAGUGGAUUCGGUUCCAGCUCUCUCAAAGCCCCAAAGUCCAGUCCAAGUACAACCAGCACAUGUGCCACAGCCCCCAGGCCCUGGCCCCCCCUUUGUAUGCUGAUCGACUGACUGUCGACAGCCCUGCUGCAGGGCUCUUUCCUCCCUUAGACUCUGGUCAUCGCUCCCUGCCCCCAUCACCUCGCCAGAGGCAUUUUGGCCACACCCCUCCUCGGACUCAUUUGGUGGUCAACACGAUGACCCCACCUGGCACUCCUCCCAUGCGGCGAAGGAAUAAAGUCAAGGCCCCAGGAACGCCACCUCCACCAAGCCGCAAACUCAUCCAUCUGCUGCCAGGCUUCACCGCUCUGCACCGCAGCAAAUCCCACGAGUUCCAGCUGGGGAACCGCUUGGAUGACACGCAGACGCCAAAAGCCAAGAAGAAGACCAAGCCCUUGAACCUUAAGAUCCACAGCAGUGUGGGCAGCUGUGAAAACCUGCCCACACAGCGCUCACCCCUCCACACUGAAAGAUCUCUGCGAUCCUUCUUCUUCCCCUCUUUCAUACCAUCUACACCUCCUGUCCAUGCUGAAACACCCUCUGCAAACACUCUCUCAGUGCCUCGCUGGUCCCCACAGAUUCCCCGAAGAGAUCUGGGAAACUCAAUAAAACACAGGUUUUCCACAAAAUAUUGGAUGUCCCAGACAUGCAUAGUGUGUGGAAAGGGAAUGUUGUUUGGACUGAAAUGUAAAAACUGCAAGCUGAAGUGCCACAACAAAUGCACCAAAGAAGCCCCGCCUUGCCAUUUACUGAUCAUACAGCGAGGUGGAAGAGAAUCUCUCAAAGAUCAUCAAGGAACAACUCAAGUAGCUCGUCUGGUACGGACUGAAUCAGUGCCAUGUGACAUCAACAACCCGCUCAGGUACACAGACCUGCACAUCAGUCAGACGCUCCCCAAAACCAACAAAAUCAACAAGGAUCACAUCCCAGUCCCAUACCAACCAGACUCCAGCAGUAACCCCUCAUCCACCACCUCCUCCACCCCCUCCUCACCGGCUCCUCCUUUGCCCAGCAGUGCCACGCCCCCCUCACCUCUACACCCCUCCCCACAGUCAGCACGGCAACAGAAACAGUUCAACUUGACUGCCUCCAGUUAUUUCAAAUACAAGCAACAGUUCAUAUUCCCUGAUGUUGCUCCUGAGGCUCCACCCAGCCGAGCUCCGCAGGUCAUUCUGCACCCCGUCCUUUCUGAACCGGGGAAUGAGGGCAACCCUUUGCUUCAAAUCGAAGUGGAACCCACAUCAGACAAUGAGGAAGGCAACGAUGAGGACUCGGGUGAUGAGUUCGAGGAGAUGAACCUGUCGCUCCUGUCGGCUCGCAACUUCCCGCGUAAGGCCAGCCAGACCAGCAUCUUCCUGCAGGAGUGGGACAUCCCCUUUGAGCAGCUGGAGAUUGGGGAGAUGAUUGGUAAGGGUCGCUUUGGAAAGGUUUUCCAUGGACGAUGGCACGGCGAGGUUGCCAUUCGCUUGAUUGACAUUGAGCGUGACAAUGAGGACCAGCUGAAGGCCUUCAAACGUGAGGUGAUGGCCUACCGAAACACUCGCCAUGAAAAUGUGGUGCUGUUUAUGGGGGCCUGCAUGAGCCCGCCACACCUGGCCAUCAUUACCAGCUUUUGUAAAGGCAGGACGCUUUAUUCUGUAGUGCGAGAUGCCAAAGUUGUCCUGGAUGUAAACAAGACACGACAGAUUGCACAAGAGAUGGUCAAGGGGAUGGGCUACCUCCACGCAAAGGGGAUCUUACACAAAGACAUGAAGUCCAAGAACGUGUUUUAUGACAACGGCAAAGUCGUCAUCACUGACUUUGGGCUCUUCACCAUAUCUGGGGUUCUGCAGGCUGGCAGCCGCAGAGAAGAUAAACUGAGGAUCCCCAAUGGCUGGCUGUGCCACCUCGCCCCUGAAAUAAUCCAGCAGCUCUCUCCAGAAACAGAAGAGGACAAGCUUCCUUUCUGCAAACAGUCAGAUGUCUUUGCUUUUGGCACCAUCUGGUACGAGUUACACGCACGUGAAUGGCCUUACAAGAGUCAGCCGGCAGAGGUGAUCAUAUGGCAGAUCGGCAGUGGGAUGAAGCCCAAUCUUGCCCAAACUGGCAUGGGGAAGGAGAUAUUAGAUAUUCUGCUCCUCUGCUGGGCGUACAAGCCAGAGGAGCGGCCCAGCUUCUCCAAGCUGGUAGAUUUACUGGAAAAGUUGCCAAAAAGGAAUCGCCGCCUUUCCCACCCAGGGCACUUCUGGAAGUCAGCUGAGUAUGUCAAAUAAGUUAAGGGAUAUAAAACAGCAAACAAUCAGCAAGUUUAAAAAAAAGAAAAAAAAAAGCAGCUGCCAUAACUCCACAUAAAUAACCCACCUCCUUAAAGAAUGCACUGAAUCCAAAAGCCAGCCCAGUGAUGAAAACUGCCCAUGCUGUGUGUAUUUUCAUGGAAUGUUGGCAUGUGUGUGUACAGAUAAGUUGACUUUCUCAAAGCAGUCGGGACUCAUAUUUUCUUUGGUUUGAUUUAAACCAUACUGGAUAUCCUUCUUUUAUCUUUUUUGUCUUUUACUAUUGACUUGUUCCCGUCAUUAUAUUUGAUUUCUUUCUUGGAUGUAUUUUGCUUGUAAUUUCCAACAGAUCACAUCAUCCUGGACUUUAAAAAAAAAAAAAGCACAUGUUUUGAACAAAUGUAGUUUUUUUUCCUCAUGUCUUAUUCUUGUUUGUUUUGAAUGAAUGUAACUGUUGUACAUCACAUACUGUAUAUUUUCAUAACAUUGUCUGUCAAAUGUGUCUCAUGUGUGGAUGUCCAGGUUUCAUCCUUGUCUUAAAUGUUUUGUCUACCUGAAGAUGCCCUUUUAUUUACACCGUACCACGUGAAUGUGAAGACGCCAGCGUCCCUGUUUGUUUGGGGAUGUAUUGGCCCAGUUUUUUGAUGGGAGACUGUUCUCUGAUCAGCCUGUGCUUUGAAUAUUGCCUGUGAACAUAAGCUAGAUGUUUGAACAAUAACAGCCUUUAAAAAAAAGAGAGAAGAAGUCACCAGUUAGACCAGGACUCCCCGACUUUGUGAGGUUCUGUGAAAUUGCUGACACUUGAAAUGUAGUGUUCGUCAGCUGAACUAAUUACCUUUGAGUAGUGCUACCACUGAGCCCCCCCCAUUCCCCACACCCCAUAAAUUAUUGUGUAUCAUUUUACUUUAAAUAGGUAAUGGCAGAUACAAAUAUAAUAUAGUUAUAGAUCAAAUCUAAAGCUUGUUACAGUGUAGUCAGUGCAGUAAUUUUAAGUUAUUUCAUUUAAACAGUACAUGAAUGUUGUAGACCCUCAUCACAAAGUGACGGCUUUCUGAAUAUGUGGUUUAAGAUCCCCGUCUCUGCACAAAUGUGACCGAUGGACAUGCACAGAGGAAAAAUGUGGCCUUAAAAUGGCAAAAAUAAAAAGUCUCAGAGGUCAGAAACGUGCUUAAAGUGUUGCAGUCGGUUUGAAAUUGAAACACUUCAAAUGAAUUCUUCCUCAUCCCGAACGUUGAUCCGUACCACUCCCCUGCCACUUUUCUUGAAUGACAGGUAUUAAGUUUUGUUCUUCUGAGCCACAUUAAUAAACUUCUAAUCAGCCGACUGCAUUCGCAGCUGUGUAGGGACGCGUACAGACGCUAGAUUCUUGUUAGGUGACUUUGGAACUGUAGCUGAGCAGUUAUGAGAUGAUGCUAAAGGUUAAACUGCUGCUCUUUAUAGCAGUGCAGAAAUUAGGAAACCUGGUUUUUGCUAAUGUUGGCCACCAUAAGUUAUGGUUGCACAUUUUUUUGCAUUGCUAAAGAAUUAAAUUUCUGAUUUGUAAGUAAAGGAUUUUAGUUCAUUCUCAGCUCAAAGGUUCCAUGUAGUGCACACAGAGUCUGUGUGACUUGUUAGCUGCCUGCUGCAUGUGUCUUUCAUUAUUUGCUGUGAUAACUGGUGAGAUUUUGAUAGUGCUGACUUCUCGUUCAGGUUUUUGUUUAAUUAGACAUCACAGCUUUUUUUCUAUCUGCAUCUAUGAUUGGUUACUUUGCUGCUAUAAAGCUGAUUGUGGAGCACAUGUUAAAGUAAUCUGAACCUUUCGAUCCAGUUUUGUUUAAUCCUGAAAUAUUUUAUUUGCACAAACCUGGGAUUUGUGUCCGUGCACUGCAGGCGACAUCGGUGUUAAAGUAACAAGCGAGUAACUUAAAUUUGGCUGAACUUUCCCUUUAACAUAUCAGGAAAAAAUAAAACAUAUCAGGAUGCUGAAGACCACCCCGGGCCAUUUUUCUACUUCAUAUUGUAAAUCAAAAUAUAUUUUAAACGUGUGUAUAGAGAGCUAGCUAACCUGAGUCAUAUCACCAUGAAACUGGAAGCUGUGGCGUUAUUUGAGCUGUACACUGCUUGAUUCUGUCUAACCACAUGGAAUAGAUGGAGACAACCCAAUCAUGUUAAAUAGCCAUUUCCAGCUCAUUAUAUACACAUCUGCCAGUGUUUGAAAAUGCAUACAAACAAUCUGCUGCUGUUUUUGGGAGUCUGUCUGUCUAUUUUGGAAUUGCUGGGAUUCAGAUAUUGUAAGUGGAUCAUUUAUAUUUGUACUGUUUACAACUUUCAAGUGCAUGAGGUGGACUAUCAAAGAUUGAUUCUUGCUAUGAAAAAAAAUCCUUAAACACUAGAAAAGUAUGUGAACAUUUUUCUGAUGACUUGUUGUCCAUUGAGCAAAUUUUACAUCAGGCUUUGCAAACCUUUUCAACAGCUUUGUUUGAGAGAAUGAUUGUUGCAGUAUAUUUAUAGAUUAUAUAAAUGAUUAUACUAGGAUUUAAAUUUUAAAAAGUUACAACCUGUGCACAUGCUAAAGUUGACAGCAACCCGACUGGACAACAAUCAAAGAUAUAACAUUAGUGCCAAGUGUACAUAACAGAUUGUAGACAAUGUUUGAUCGUCACUUGCCGUAAAAUAAUAUUCCUUGUGAAGUUUUGGAUCUUUUUUCUUUUGAAUGUAUAAAUUGUGCUGUGUUUUUGUUGCCUUUAUUUGUUCAUUUUAAUUUAUUUCCUUCAUUUUCCUUCUAAUUGCAUAAGCACUGAUGCUGUGUUGUUUCUUUUCCUUGAUUCCGUCCUUGUAUUGUAGAUGAUAGCUCCAAAAAGCUUGUAUUUAAUGAUGCCUUAUGGUCCAUGGCUUAGUGAUGAGUAGAUUUUGAU